CGUGACCCGGAAGUGUUUCUUUAAUGUUUGUCAGGAUGUCUAUGAUUUUAUACGCCUGUCGUAGUACAGAAAAUAUUUUAAAAAUAUAUAUGUAACAUACAAUCUCAUAUAAGUAUCUCGUCACAUAUUAGAGAGCUUUGGUGUUCUGCAAAAAUGGUAUGCCUUUCGACUGAACAGUAUUUCCUUCUUGGUUUUCAUUUUGUGCUCGUUUUUGGAGGAAACUGCGGUCCGGCAGAAUAUACAACAAGUGAUGGACAGUGCUGCCCAUUGUGUGGUAUAGGUUUGGUUGUCCGCAAGGAUUGUACAUCGAGCACCAGCACAUCCUGCAUCCCCUGUGUCAGAAGGACUUACAUGAACGUGGCCAAUGGUCUUCACACAUGCUUUCCCUGCAGGCCCUGUGACCCAGGACAAGGCCUGUUCACUCGGACAGAGUGUACAACCACCGAAAACACCAUCUGUGAUGUUCUAGAUGGAUUCUACUGUAUAGGGUACUCCGCCAACUCUGAGUGCAACUUUGCAGUAGAACAUACACUUUGUGUCCCAGGCCAGAGGACCAAAGCACCUGUAUCUCACAAAAGAACAAAGAGUGCAGAUACGGUGUGUGAGGACUGUCCACUGGGCUUUUACUCUCAACACGGGGUUAACUGCACGGCUUGGACAGAUUGUGCCGCAGCAGGACAAGUCAAGACUGAAGAUGGGACUUCUACACAAGAUGUUAUCUGUGAAGUGCCUGGAAGGAGUCAUAUGUUUUUAGUACCACCAUUUGUGUUAACAACAUUAGCUACACUUUUCUGUUUUUACCUGGCAAGAGUUAAACAUAAGAAAGGUCAGUCUUCAAUUAUUUUCAAUAAUACUUUUCUCACCAUGUUGGGUUGCUUUCCUUUUACUAAUAUAACUCCUCCUACAGAACCGUCAGAGAAACCUCGGGAUGUGAUUGCUGUACAAGAAACUAAUCAUGAACCAGUCACCAGUUACUGGUACGACAUCUAUUUUAAUUCAAUAUUUCCGACCAUUCUAGUUAAACAAUUCAGAUGAAUUAAUUUGUUUGCCAUCUUCUUCCGCUUAUCCGGGGCCGGGUCGCGGGGGCAGCAGUCUAAGCAGGGAUGCCCAGACUUCCCUCUCC
This is a messenger RNA of Esox lucius (northern pike), 1123 nucleotides long. RefSeq names its product tumor necrosis factor receptor superfamily member 14. The record is from RefSeq and is a predicted model, not a curated record. Gene Ontology annotation, molecular function: protein binding. NCBI's taxonomy places the organism in Eukaryota, Metazoa, Chordata, Actinopteri, Esociformes, Esocidae. Bases 154 to 1035 code for a protein of 293 amino acids. The transcript has 9 exons. Gene Ontology annotation, biological process: positive regulation of T cell migration; defense response to Gram-negative bacterium; positive regulation of peptidyl-tyrosine phosphorylation. Gene Ontology annotation, cellular component: external side of plasma membrane.